CUUCAUUCCGUGUAACAGUUUACAAGUCUAUACAAUACAGAGGCAUUGUAUUGUACAUACAAUGUAUUUUCAUACAUGCUUAAUCCAGGCAUAAUUCUUAAAAUUAAAACGUAGUACAAAAAUCUUUAGUGAGAUAAGGAAAUAUAUAAUUUACGUGGUUAAAUGAUUUUGAGAAAUCGAUAAUAAAUGGUUGGAAUAGAAGAAAGAAACUAUCAACGAGUAUUGAAAGAAAAUUUUACAUGACAAACAAAGCAGUUUCGAACUGCUAGAUAAUAGUAGUAUAUACACGCAGUUACAAAACUGGCAAAUAUGAAAACAGAAGUGUCUUGGAAACGCCGGUUUCUUCGGAAAAAAUUUAAAUACACCUUAAUCUGUGUAUUUGUAGUUGCUAUUAUUUUUGUUGUUCAUCAAUUAUUUUAUUUUAAACAACUUAAUCAAGCGGUCGUAGAAAAAUUAACUAGCGAAUCGGUGCGAACAUCUAAAUAUAAUAUUAAUAAUAAAAUUCUGGAUAAAGUAGAUACAUUACGUGGAACACGUGACAAAGACCAAUUAAAAUAUCUACCAAAUUCAGAAGAAAAAUUUGUCUGUUUUAUUUCAAAAACAGAGAUAGAUUUUGUGAAAAUUAAUGACGAUUAUUGUGAUUGUCCAGAAGAUGGUAGUGAUGAACCUAGUACUAAUGCUUGUAACAAUGGUGUCUUUUACUGUCAGAAGUCAUCUUCACAAGUUACAUUAAAGAUAUCAUCUUAUAAAGUUAACGAUGGAGUUUGUGACUGUUGCGAUGGAUCUGAUGAAUGGGCAGAAGUUAAAUUAUCACAUUCAGGCAACGAUAUUUUUAGGAAAUAUAAAUUAAGUUUAAUCAUGCAAAGUAAUACAAAUUUGAGCAUAUCAAAUUGGGACCCUCUUCAGAUAUUUCAAAGUUGUUCGCAGUAUAAAUAUGCUAUAGUUAUAUUGAAUCGCCCACUUCGUUGGAACAGUGAUAUUUUACUCCGAAUCUGGGAGAAUGCUCAGAUUAAGAUCACUGUUGAUGGAGGAACUCAUAGGUGGUUACAAUACUUAGAAGCACAAGAUAUAGAUCUUCUAGAUGGAAAACAUUCUCAGUAUUUGCCCAAUUUAAUUACUGGUGACAUGGAUAGUUGUUCUCCUGAAAUUCUUGAGAAGUUAAAAUCCGUGGGUACAAGAAUCAUUAAAACACCUGAUCAGAAUUAUACAGAUUAUACGAAAGCUUUACUUCAGAUGGAGCAGUAUGCCAGUGAAAAAAAUAUAAAUUUGGAAGCGAUAUAUGUAUUCGUUGAUUCAUCAGGAAGACUUGACAUUAUUCACAUUGCUAAUGAUUCAUUGACAUGGAUUCUGAAACCUGGGUUUCAUAGUAUAUCAAUUCCUGAAAUAUUGGUGCAAACUAAUAGCUGGUGUGGACUUUUACCAAUUGGAUCACCUGUUAAGCAUAUAAGCACAACUGGUUUAAAAUGGAAUUUAGAUAAUGCAACUAUACAAUUUGGUGAAAUGGUAAGCACUUCAAACACAUAUGAUAAUUGUUCUAAUGUAACCAUCAAGACAGAUUCAUUAGUAAUAUGGACAAUGGGUAUAAAGUCACUUAAGGAAAAAUAUGAUUAAAAAUGCACAAUUUGAUAUUAUAUAACUUAUUAUUUCGUAUUAAAUUUUCAUUCCACUUAAUAAUGAUUGUACUUACUCUAUGUCAUGGCGAAAUUCAUAAAAAUUUAAGUAACACUUCUAAGAAAUACCUAUGAUAAAGGUUGGGAAAGAGCACACAGUUUACUCUUUACCACAGGGCUCGGAAUUAUCCAGCACGCAACAUUAAGAUCGCGAGGGCUACGCCUCUUGACUCUCGUCGUACAUUUCGCUCCUCGUGGUCGCCUAAAUGUACGGAGUACCUCAUCAAAUGCUCUAUUUUACAUACAUCGACUACACGAACAUUACGUACUAUCAUUUACUAAGGACCGAGCAUUGUGAGAGGCAGGCGAGAAUUACAAUGUGGCAACAAGAAUUGUAGGAAUUUUAAAAAUCGUUAAUGAUAUAGCUCAGGCCUAGGCAACUUGUGGCUUGGGAGCAGGAGCUGCUACUACUCGUGUUUUAACUAGUGUAGUCAGGAAAAAUAACUACGCAAGGCGACGCAUGCGUAGGAACAUAACACUGGCACGUGUGGUCGCACCAAGGGCAACUAAGGUACACCCUAUCGUACAGUCAUAUUUUAAUAGUAACAUACACCAAAAUCCAACACAACAGGAUACAUAACUUAUCAUAUCUUAAUUCUAGACUUAACGUAAAUUAAUUUAUCUUAAUACAUUUUUUACAGUACAAUUUUUUAACUUAUAUCGUUACAUCAAGUGUAAUAUUGUUAUGAACAUGGGUCUGGUAACGACAUUGUAACAGAGACAAAAGAAAGUUUGUCAAAAAUGUACGUAACACUAGUCCCUCAUUUUGUGUGAAAUGAAGAAUAUAAACUUUGUUUAUAGUA
This is a messenger RNA of Megalopta genalis, 2473 nucleotides long. The record is from RefSeq and is a predicted model, not a curated record. NCBI's taxonomy places the organism in Eukaryota, Metazoa, Arthropoda, Insecta, Hymenoptera, Halictidae.